This is a messenger RNA of Aspergillus oryzae RIB40, 1173 nucleotides long. RefSeq lists its product as uncharacterized. NCBI's taxonomy places the organism in Eukaryota, Fungi, Ascomycota, Eurotiomycetes, Eurotiales, Aspergillaceae. Bases 1 to 1173 code for a protein of 390 amino acids. The record is from RefSeq and is a predicted model, not a curated record. Gene Ontology annotation, molecular function: trichodiene synthase activity. Gene Ontology annotation, biological process: sesquiterpenoid biosynthetic process. The transcript has a single exon.
AUGCCCGGAAAACAAUUCCCCCUCAAGGAGUACAUUGCCGCUCUGGCCAAGUUUCUGGACACCAUAGAGUACCAGGACGACAAUUUCAGCCAUGAGCAGCGUGUGGAAAGUCUACGAUAUGUCUACCAGCACACAGCAAAACAUUUCGACCAACCGAUCGAAAAGGCUGCGGUAACGGUCAGUCCCAAAAGGCUGCAGGCUGUCAUGCGAACUAGCACACUCGUUACGGUCUAUUGCUGGGUCAAGUGUCCACUUGAUGUCAUGGUAGGCGUGUCUAUCUACUUUGCCUAUAUCAUCAUGCUGGAUGACUCGAGCGACACUCCCACCACAGAGAUGAAAACCUUUUGCGAAGAUUUGAUCAAGGGAAGGCCUCAGAAACAUCUGUUUUGGCAGCGCAUGAAUGCGCAUCUGACAAACUUCCUACGUUAUUACGACGGGUUCUGUGCCAUCACGAUCUUUAGAAGCACAUUGGACUUCUUCCAGGGCUGCUGGAUCGAGCAGAACAACUUCGGCGGCUUCCCUGGGUCGAGCUACUUUCCACACUUUCUUCGGCGUCUAAAUGGCCUCGGCGGCAUCUCUAGCGCUACUCUCUUCCCCCGCUCGGAGUUUGAUGAAGGGACUGUCUUUGAAGAGAUCGUCACCGCAAUCGCACAAAUCGAACCGCAGCUUACACUCUGUAACGAUCUGAUCUCGUUCUACAAAGAAUACGACAGUCCAAGGGAUCAGAUCAACUUGGUCAGCAACUUAGCCCACUGCAACGGAGUUAGCUGGGAGAUUGCCUUUGAGGAAUUGACCCGCGAUACGAUCCUCUAUUGCGAGCAAUUGGUGACUGUCUUCAAAGGCAAAGAUCCCAAAGUCGAGGCUACCGUUCGUGCCUUCGUCCAUGGCUAUGUCAUCUGGCAUCUGUGCGAUCCGCGGUUCCGCAUGCAAGAAGUCUACGAGCAGGCGGGCCAGAGUGAGGCCGAUCUGAAGUUCCGUCACUUUUACGAGCAGGCAACCAGCAUCGGCGUAAUUGACUUCAAGCUCUGGGCUAGCCCGAGCCGUCUCAGCAGCGACAAACGGAAACACGAACAGGCUUUCGGUGAUGAUCCCCAGAAUGGUAAGACCCGUGUGCUUGAAAGCAUUGGGCAAGCGAACGCCAGCGAAGCUGUCGCGUUAGCUCCUCUGGCUUAG